CCCAUCCGAACGACUAAAUCUUGUUCCUUACCAGGCAUUAUGACUACUGUCUAUUGUAUAUUUAAGGUACCGGACAAGUAUGCCAAUAUGUAUCCACAUAUUGGUAAUGAAGGCCGCAAGAAAUUCUCAGGCAUGGUAACAGCUAUGGAUGAAGGUAUUGGUAAUAUUACAAGAGCUCUACAAGCUAAAGGAAUGCUGGAUGAUACAAUUAUUCUAUUUACCACAGAUAACGGUGCGGAAUUAUUUAAAUAUGGUAACAACUAUCCUUUACGAGGUGGUAAACAUACUUUAUGGGAAGGUGGCACUCGGGGCGUUGCCUUUAUGGCAGGAGCUGGCCUACAGCACACAGGUAUCAAAUAUAAUGGUUUAAUCCAUUCGAUUGAUUGGAUGCCGACAUUGAUUGGUGCUGCUGGGGCCCCACAAGCUGAAGUUGAUGGCGUCAAUCAGUGGGAUUCUAUCAGAUUAAAUCAACCAUCCAAGAGAUCAGAAUUUAUUUAUAAUCUGGACGAUUUCCGUAUACCUACACAAGGUCAUGCCGCAAUAAGGGUUGGUGAUUGGAAACUGAUAUUAGGUUAUCCUGGAGAAAGUGAUGGCUGGACCAAACCAAUGAACGAUACUAAAGAUACCGUUUUGUUGUACAAUAUUUAUUCACCUGGUGAUACUCCUAGUUACUUGUUUAAUAUUACAGAUGAUCCGAGAGAAUUUUACAAUGUGGCCGAUCAGCACCCAGAUAUAGUACAGAAGUUAACCAAACGAAUUCAGGAAUAUCGGUUAUUGAUGGUACCAGCCAAAUACCCGGCUAAUGAUCCGGCUGCUGACGUAGCGGCUAAAAAUAACGGUAAUGCCUGGGCAUCCGGGUGGUGUUAGUAGUGUGCUUGAUCGUCAAAAAUAACCAUGAAUAUGGAAAUAAAAAGAAUUUUAAUAAUUUUAGAUUGUUCCAGGACAUCCACGGUGCUGUUAGUAUUGUGUUGAAUAGUAAAUAGUUAAAAAUAUAAAGCCUGUACUUUAGUCUUAACAGUAGUUAAUACGGUAUCCGGAACUGAAGAGUUCCUUGAUGCAUUGUGGGUAGUUUACCUAUAGCCUUGAUAUUGA
This is a messenger RNA of Patella vulgata (common limpet), 1092 nucleotides long. Its product is annotated as arylsulfatase B. The record is from RefSeq and is a predicted model, not a curated record. Bases 40 to 867 code for a protein of 275 amino acids. Lineage: Eukaryota; Metazoa; Mollusca; Gastropoda; Patellidae. The transcript is spliced from 7 exons.